CCCUCCCAAGAAACGCGACCUGCAUCGUCUCGCUCUGCACCACCACCGCGUCCUGCACCACCACCACCGCGUCCUGCACCAGUCCCCCAGCUGCCGCGCUCCCCGCCACCACCACCACCACCAUGCGUGAGAUCGUGCACAUCCAGGCCGGCCAGUGCGGCAACCAGAUCGGCGCCAAGUUCUGGGAAGUGAUCAGCGAUGAGCACGGGAUCGACCCCACGGGCUCGUACCAUGGAGACAGCGACCUGCAACUCGAGAGGAUCAACGUCUACUACAACGAGGCGUCGGGGGGUAAGUUCGUCCCAAGAGCCAUCCUAGUCGACCUGGAACCCGGCACCAUGGACUCCGUCCGCUCCGGACCUUUCGGACAAAUCUUCCGGCCCGACAACUUCGUCUUCGGCCAGAGUGGCGCGGGUAACAACUGGGCCAAGGGCCACUACACGGAGGGUGCGGAGCUGGUGGACUCGGUGCUGGACGUGGUGCGCAAGGAGGCGGAGAGCUGCGACUGCCUGCAGGGCUUCCAGCUGACGCACUCGCUGGGCGGGGGCACCGGCUCGGGCAUGGGCACCCUGCUCAUCAGCAAGAUUCGCGAGGAGUACCCCGACCGCAUCAUGAACACCUUCAGUGUGGUGCCCUCCCCCAAGGUGUCGGACACGGUGGUGGAGCCGUACAACGCGACGCUGUCGGUCCACCAGCUGGUGGAGAACACGGACGAGACAUACUGCAUCGACAACGAGGCGCUCUAUGACAUCUGCUUCCGCACCCUCAAGCUCACGACGCCCACAUACGGCGACCUCAACCACCUGGUGUCGGCCACCAUGAGCGGCGUCACCACCUGCCUGCGCUUCCCGGGACAGCUCAACGCCGACCUGCGCAAGCUCGCCGUCAACAUGGUGCCCUUCCCUCGCCUGCACUUCUUCAUGCCGGGCUUCGCGCCGCUCACCAGCCGCGGCUCGCAGCAGUACCGCGCGCUCACCGUGCCCGAGCUCACCCAGCAGAUGUUCGACGCUAAGAACAUGAUGGCGGCGUGCGACCCGCGGCACGGCCGCUACCUCACGGUGGCCGCCAUCUUCCGCGGGCGUAUGUCCAUGAAGGAGGUGGACGAGCAGAUGCUGAGCGUGCAGAACAAGAACAGCAGCUACUUCGUCGAGUGGAUCCCCAACAACGUGAAGACGGCCGUGUGCGACAUCCCGCCGCGUGGCCUCAAGAUGUCCGCCACCUUCAUCGGCAACAGCACGGCCAUCCAGGAGCUGUUCAAGCGCAUCUCCGAGCAGUUCACAGCCAUGUUCCGCCGCAAGGCCUUCCUCCACUGGUACACGGGCGAAGGCAUGGACGAGAUGGAGUUCACCGAGGCGGAGAGCAACAUGAACGACCUCGUCUCCGAGUACCAGCAGUACCAGGACGCCACGGCCGAGGAGGCGGGCGAGUUCGAGGAAGAGGAGGGCGAGGACGAUGAGGAGGCCUGAGACGUCGGGUGACCUCGUCGCUUGCCGGGGGUGAUGAAAUCCAUGGAAGCUUCCUCGUCGCUCUCUCCCUUUCUCUCUUUCUCUCUCUCUCUCGAUGGUUCCAUUUGCGCUGCCCAAUGGAUUUGGUUUGGGGUGUGUGUGUGUGGGUGUGAGUCGCCAUGCUGGUGGUGAAGCUGUCAUUCUGCAGGUGGUAAAAAUUGUCAUUCCGCUAGUCAGGCUGUCAUACUGGUGGGCUAUCAGCCAACCCCGGCAGUCAGGUCGCUGUGCUGGUGGCAAAGCUGCCGUGUUGGCGGCCUUGCCACCACGCCGGCGGUCAGAUCGUCGUUGGUCAGAUCAAACAGCGGGGGAAUGCCGUUAUGGAAAUCGAAGUUAAGCACGGUCGGCAUUUGGACAACAAGCGGGCACUGCGUGCUGCGCUACAAACAUGGCAACCCAAGUUAAAUUCCCGAUCACGGCCAACACCAGUGAUGAUUAUCUGUAUCAGUCCUGGGCCUCUCUUAGGUCGACUCAGCCUCAAAUGCGUUCCUGGUGCAGUGUGUAAACAUCGCCACUGGGAAGACAAAUUUGGCCGGGCAUGGUGCUGGUCACCCACCCCCUCCUGCGCCGUGCCGGCCUUCAUAGGGGCUUGCUAACAGCACUUGUCCCAACAGCCUGUUCAGACUAUAUAGGGGAUCUUUGUCUUUGUUUUAUUUAUUUAUUAAUACAUCGCACGCACAUACACACAGUGAACACUGAGAUUCUCAAUGAGGGGCAUCGUUGUAACUUCCCCAUAUAUCAGCGAUUGCUCACCGUUCCAGGUUGAGGAGGCAACUCCAAACGUCACCUCGGGGUUUCCAUUCUCAAGUAAAUUGUAUGCAAAGGCAGAACUGGUCUGUUGUAGUUCAGCUCUCGUGCAUUCACCACCACCACCAUCAUCAUUCAGCCUCACAUUCCAAACGUCCACCUGCAUGGGGUUUUUAUCACUGGAGACUGAAAAAUCCGGGUUGGAGCUUUUGUAGCCUCCGCUACCUGAAACCACGCGGUGCCGAUGCCAUCGACGGGACCUCCCUGACGCUUUUGAAAACUGGAAUACGCUUUCUCAACCACACUCUGGAAGGAAAUCGAACAAGCAACAUUGGUCAGCGCAAACCUCGGUGUGGAGGGAAGGAGGAGAGAUGACUGAGAAGCUUCCGCGGAUUCUCGUGAGCUAAGCCACAGGCCGUCAUGUAUUAAACACGUGUAACAGCGCAUGCGUAUGUGAGCCAGCACGUCGUCGUCGUCAUGACAUCAUCAUCGUCGUUAUCACAUCAUCAUCGCCACGUCAUGCCACUCUAUGUUGUCAUUGCAAGAAUUUCACAACAUCGCAUCAUCACACCAUUGUCACGACAAACUGGCGGCCCGUCUCGUCACAUGAUCACGAUAGAAUUACAACACAACACCAUAUUGUGACACCACUACCACCACGUUGUCACCAUCAUGACACCAUCGUCACAAUACGCCUACCACAUCAUCUCGUCAACCGCAUCAGAAUAUACUGCCACAUCGCAUAACCUCGACACCCAGAUCAGAAUCGUUCAUUAUCCUGGAGAAAUCCGAUGACCUAUAAAGCUCUUUUUCACAGAUGUCCAGUAAAUAACUGCACUACCACAUCCAUCAUUGCAGCAUUGUCUUCAUCAUCACGACUUCGUGUCGCGAGGCGUUAAUGGGUCCACUACCAUUAACCAACCUUUCACUGUCAAUUCACUACCACUGUUGAUCAUUUAAUCACUGCUAUCUAAUUAUCAUCACGCAGUGUGAACCACCAUACCCAGGAUGGACGAGGGUUGACCAUGCGUCGACCCUUCACUUUUAAUCGACAAGUGACCCAUCUUGCCGUGCCUCCUCCGCCCACUCCUCACCUCAUCAUCCGAACACCGUCUCUCUGCCGAACGGGCACACACACGUGUCCAGUUAAAGUCCGCGGACCCAGACCAGGGAUCCCAUCCGCCGGUGCCGACCUGAGUUGGCCAAAACAUUUAGUCGUGUUCUUGCUUUAGGAAGGGAUCAACAAACCGUCGUGAGCUAUUCGGACGCAUGCCACUGUCAACGGGAAGAGGCUAUCGCGUGUUCAAACCCGUUGGGAAGUUAUUAUCCCCCCCAUGUUUACAGCCCUGAUUUGGUAGUGGCGGUACCACGUGGUUUGUGGACCACAGGGGCCCCAAUUGAGAACGUGUUAAUACUGUGACGACUGGGCUCUGUGUAACCUCUGCGGAAUAGUGCUACAGAAUACAGAGCAACGGAUGCAAAUGUUGCAACGUCGAACACGGAGCUGAUGUCGUUGCUAUUCUUUUUUUGUAAUGAUGCACAGUUGGUAGAUUUGACCGCCAACCAUGUACACACAGUUGGUCGUCGCCAAUCGUGUAAUGAAGGGAGUCCGGAGGCCACUUCUGGACAGGAGCAACUAAAGGAGUGAAAGGAAUGGGAGACCAUGGCAGACAGCGAGAGAGAGAGGGGGAGCCUCGCCCAGAAGUGGGAAGUUAGAGGCUCGAGUCGUCGCCGCUCUGGUGACCGGGAGAUCGUUGAUCGAUGUUCGGUCGCCGGGGCCGGCGGUGGCGUGAGUCGUGAUUUCUCGCUCAAACAGAGUCGGUCGCGUGAACGAAGGCUGCUACCAUCUUCCGCUCCAUUUACGGACUGAACAAAGAACGACCAAUACACUCCUGGCCCUUGUAAAUAAACACUGCAAUUACCUGGUCAACAUGAUACGUUGGCACGUCCACCAACAAGGUUGACAUGGUUUUUUGCCGAGUAGCCCUACCACUGAAGUUUUGCCAAUUUAAUUGGCACCAACGUAAACUCUGACCCCGGGUCUAAUUCCCCUCUCCUCCCGCCGUUUGGUCCCCCUCAUCCAUGAACUCUGCUUCUGUCGUCGCCUCCUCCGGUCUGUUGCCACGAACUUUAUGCAAAGCAUUUGUCGAGGUCUAUGUUGAUAUCAUUUGUCAGUGUCGCAUGCGCUGUGGUGGUGCAUCGAUGUGUUCUUUGUAUUAUUUUGCGGGACGAGCUUGCGCGGACACGUACGUCACUCGCGACGCGUGCUUUCUAACGCGUGCUUUGUUACGCGUGUCGGAGUGCGAGCCAACAAGAAUAAAACAAAAAAGCUGCCAACUUUA
Lethenteron reissneri (Far Eastern brook lamprey) is the source of this 4591-nucleotide messenger RNA. RefSeq names its product tubulin beta chain-like. Gene Ontology annotation, cellular component: microtubule. Gene Ontology annotation, biological process: microtubule-based process. The record is from RefSeq and is a predicted model, not a curated record. Gene Ontology annotation, molecular function: GTPase activity; structural constituent of cytoskeleton; GTP binding. NCBI's taxonomy places the organism in Eukaryota, Metazoa, Chordata, Hyperoartia, Petromyzontiformes, Petromyzontidae.